Salvia splendens (bonfire salvia) is the source of this 2131-nucleotide messenger RNA. Its product is annotated as isochorismate synthase, chloroplastic. Gene Ontology annotation, molecular function: isochorismate synthase activity. Gene Ontology annotation, biological process: phylloquinone biosynthetic process. The coding region runs from base 2 to 1672 and encodes 556 amino acids. The transcript has 15 exons. NCBI's taxonomy places the organism in Eukaryota, Viridiplantae, Streptophyta, Magnoliopsida, Lamiales, Lamiaceae. The record is from RefSeq and is a predicted model, not a curated record. Gene Ontology annotation, cellular component: plastid.
CAUGGCAGCAGGUACAACUAGACAAUGCAUUGGCCGUUUCAUGGACAUUGAGCCCAUGAAAUUUUCUUUCUCAUCCCCAACUGCAAUUGCAAGACAAUCAGUCCAUCUCCCUAAUCAUAGAUAUAGCUCCUUGUCCAUGAAUGGCUGCGGCGGCGAUCCUCGAGCCCCUCUCGGCCUUAUUGAAACCCGGACGCUUGGCGCUGCCCCCACUCCAGCUGUGGCGGCCGACCGCCUCAACUCCGCUCUCUACGACCUCAAGACCGCCUCUCCGACGUCGGAUUCCGGCAUUAUUAGGAUUGAGGUUCCGAUCGUGCAGCAGAUAGAAGCUCUUGAGUGGCUGUCAUGCCAGAACCACACUCUCCUUCCUCGCUGUUACUUUUCCGGCAGAGAUUCCAACGAUAUCGACCAUAACGAUACUUCUCAGAAGCAGAAGCUGGUCAGUGUUGCCGGCCUUGGCUCUGCUGUCUCCUUCCGCCAUCUCCGCCCCUUCUCCUUGGACGAUUGGCAUUCCAUCAAAAGGUUCUUGUCCAAAAAUAGUCCAUUGAUUCGUGCUUAUGGCGCAAUGCGAUUUGAUGCAAGGUCUGAUAUAGCUCCCGAGUGGGAGGGUUUCGGUUCUUUCUACUUCAUGGUCCCUCAAGUUGAGUUCAAUGAGUUCGAAGGAAGUUCAAUGAUCGCAGCUACUAUCGCAUGGGACAAUCGCCUAUCAAGGACCUACGAAGAAGCCAUUGCUGCACUUGAGGCUACCAUGUGGCAGGUUUCGUCGCUUGUCCAGCGAAUAAACGGAACAAGCCAUCGUGCUGUUGUGCUCCACCAGGCUCAUGUUCCCAGUAAAGCUUCAUGGGAUUCAGCUGUUAAGCAAGCUCUGGACAUCAUAACUACGAAAAACUCAUCGCUCGUUAAGGUUGUUCUUGCACGUAGCAGCAGAGUACUGACCACGGUUGAGAUUGAUCCGUUGGAGUGGCUCACAAGCUUACAGGUAGAAGGGGUCAAUGCGUAUCAGUUCUGUCUUCAACCUCCCGAAUCGCCAGCAUUCAUUGGCAACACUCCAGAGCGACUAUUCUAUCGAAACCGGCUUAGUGUCUGCAGUGAGGCUUUGGCUGGAACACGAGCUAGAGGUGGAACUGAGUCUCUAGAUUUACAGAUAGGACAAGAUUUACUUUCCAGUGCCAAAGACCACCAUGAGUUCUCUGUAGUAAGAGAAAGUAUACGAAGAAAGCUCGAGGAUGUUUGUUCCAGCACAGUUGUUAAGCCUAGCAAGGUUCUACGUAAACUUCCACGCGUUCAACAUCUUUAUGCGAAACUGACUGGCACACUGCAGAAAGAAGAUGAUGAGUUUAAGAUUUUGUCUUCCCUGCAUCCAACUCCUGCUGUGUGUGGCCUUCCAGCAGAGGAGGCGCGGGUGUUGAUAUCAAAAACUGAAAUGUUUGAUCGUGGAAUGUAUGCCGGCCCUGUUGGAUGGUUUAGUGGUGCAGAGAGUGAGUUUGCUGUGGGAAUAAGGUCAGCACUGGUUGGAAAGGAUUCUGGCGCGAUACUCUAUGCUGGAACCGGGAUCGUAGAAGGAAGCGAUUCUUCCCUAGAAUGGAAAGAACUCGAGCUGAAGACUUCACAGUUCACCAAACUGAUGAAACACGAGGCACCUCUUGUACCAAUGAGGGAGAUAGUCGAACUCUAACUUGAAAAAGGUCAGCAGUUCUGCACAACUUAUCCACACUCACUAAAGCCUAGUUAUAUAUCAAUUGAUUAUCGUUCAGUCUCCUGAGUUAUAUAUCUUUCCGGGUCAUCAGUUUCAUCUGUUCGACUAAUGAAUGCUUUUCGUUUGCCACGACGUUUUUGGUGAAAGAAAGCAAAAGAAAAAAAAAUAUAUGAUGGAGGACCAUAUUGGUCCCUUCAAUGGUAAUUAGGUUGUCAAAUAUGUUCUCCAUUUUUUUCUGUACAUAACCGGCUGGCGAUCAGCCAUUAUUCGAACUGUAUAUACACGUGUGUAUAUAUAGAGACAGACAUACAUGAUUUCUUGAGAUUGAAUGUAUUGUAAAUAUAUAUCAUUCAAUUCAUGUAAAUGAUGUAGCAAUAACAGAAUACAAUGUAAAUUACAGUAAGCUACCUUUUCUAAUGCUGACAAAUCUUUUUUGUU